Messenger RNA from Setaria italica (foxtail millet), 1233 nucleotides. RefSeq names its product secreted protein RBT4. The record is from RefSeq and is a predicted model, not a curated record. Bases 206 to 994 code for a protein of 262 amino acids. NCBI's taxonomy places the organism in Eukaryota, Viridiplantae, Streptophyta, Magnoliopsida, Poales, Poaceae. The transcript has a single exon.
UAUAAGGCCCGGCCCCUGAUCCCCGUGACCUCACCACUCCCCGCCGGUCACCCUCGCGCCGCUGCCCGCCACGCCGGCCAGGCAGUCGAUCGGGCAGGACCCCCCCUCCUUCCCAACUCCGACGUUGGCAAGAGAGGCGCGGGCGUUCCAACGCCUGUCGAGCCAGCUAGCAGAUCGAGCCAGUGAUCAAAACCAGAUAUCAACCAUGGCGGCGCGCCCAGUCCUCCUCGUGGCGCCGGCGAUGGCCCUGCUCCUCGCCCUCCUCCUCUCCGGCAUCCCGCCCUCCGCCCCGGACCCCUUCGCCAGCCACCCCCUCGGAGAGCUCCUCACCAAGGCGGGCACCGCCAACGCCACCUCCUCCUCCACCAACUCGUCCAAGUCGUUAGCGCCCGCGCCCGCGCCGCCGCCGCCGUCGGCGAGCGACCUGGCGAAGCAGAAGGAGAAGCAGAGGCAGCGGCAGGAGGAGGAGAAGGCGCUGGACGCGGCGUUCCGGGAGUACGGGCGGGCCCACUCGGUGGUGUCCCCGACCAACGGCACGGGCUCGUACAAGGGCAUGGCCCGGGAGUUCGUGGACGCCCACAACGAGGCCCGGGCCCGCUACGGGGUGCCGCCCAUCCGGUGGGACAAGAAGCUGGCCCGGCACGCGCGGCGGUGGUGCAACGCCGUGCGGGGCCACUGCGAGCUCAUCCAUUCCGUCACCAAGAAGGAGGGCUACGGCGAGAGCAUCUACCUGAGCCAGGAGGACUGGAACGCCACCGCCACGGACGCCGUCAAGUUCUGGGCCACGGAGGAGCCCAUCUACGACAAGGCCACUGGCAACUGCACCGGCGGCCUCCCCUUCAGAGAGUGCGGCCACUUCGCGCUCAUGGUGGACAAGAGGAACCAGUGGGUCGGUUGCGCCCGCUCCGAGUGCGUCAAGGGCGGCGUCUUCAUCUCCUGCAACUACUACAUCCAUGAUCCAUCCAAAUCAAAAUCAAGUGACGUGGAAAAUUGAAAGGCCUACUCGUGUUUGUGGCCUUGUGUAAGUAGUUAACUAAGCUGAGCAGCAGCUUCUGCAGCGGCUUAUGCACAAGCCGUGCCAAAGGGAGGAAAAGGAAACGGCUUCAGUGGAGAAGCCAGUGAAAAGCCGUCACACGAAAUGAAUUGGGGCAACAAGCCACAAAAAGCGGCUUCUUCCCAUCUCCGCAGCCUCCACAUAUAUCAUUACCCCUCGAGUUGCUAGAAAUUACAGCA